UGCUACAGAUGAUUUAACAACAACCAGAAGUUGAAUCUAUUGUGCAGACAGGUGCCUGAAACAUAAUGGCCCAAGAAGAAUGGACUCCGUUAGCCAAAAAGUACUGUCCUCUUAUGGCGGGGAGUAUUGAUAAGACAGAUACAGAACCACAUGAUCAUGGGAUCAUCAGAGCCCUAUCCUCAUCCUACAAACCAAACAAAGAUGUUGCAGGUGACCCUCACUGUACAGUGUUUGUGUCCCGCUUAAACCCCAAAACUGACGAAGAGACGCUUGAAUCUGAACUCUCCUAUUUUGGAGGUAUUAAUAAGAUCAGAUUAGUGAGGGACGUUGUCACUGGACAUUCUAGAUGUUACGCUUUUGUGGAAUUCAAGGAGGAGCGAUCGGCAGUUAGAGCUGAGAGGGAUGGACAUAUGAUGGAAAUCGAUGGACAUGAAAUUCUUGUUGACUUUGAACUGGAGCGCACUCUGCCAGGGUGGAUUCCAAGAAGGAUGGGGGGAGUUGAAUUAUGUCCAGAUGGCCAGUCAUUUGUAAAUUGUUUCGUAGCACCUUGUGACGUUUCCACUUGUCCAGCUUUUCCAACGGCGAUCUGCAAGGAUGACUAUUGUGGAGGAUGUAACGCCGUCUGGAGUCUUAAUGAUACUGAUGUUACAAGCGACUGUCAAAAAAAGUCUGCAGAAGUACGAUUGAUACAUGGAAACAACAUCAAUCAUGGAAUGGUAGAAGUCUGGCAAGAGAACCAAUGGAAACUCCUGUGUGCUUGGCCCCAGUUCUUUGCCAGAGAUGCCCUGGUCAUAUGCAAACAGUUGGGAUUCAGCCAAGGAACAGUUUUACCAAUGGCAGCUUACGGACGACAAAUGGGAAACUACUCCCAUCCAUUCAAGGGCUGCUCCAAUGGAGAGAAUAGAAUACAGGAUUGUCAGUUCGACAAAAAUUACACUCCAAAUGUCUGUGCCACACAGGAUGUUCAUUAUGGCUCCGUCAGCUGCUAUGAUAAACUAAAAGAAGGUGGUAUUCAACUAUCACCCUUACACAAAGACAGCAAGGACUCACAGCUAAACAGCGGUAAAGUUGAAAUAUUCCAGCAACAAGUUUUUGGUCAAGUUUGCUCUACCUACUUUGCUGAAGAAGAGGCAAAUGUCACGUGUAGGCAGUUGGGAUUUUUGGGAGGAGUGCCGAUGACCCAUGAAGCAGAGGAUACGCUCCCUUUCUUGCUCACAGGCUUGCAUUGCCAUGGCAACGAAAGUAAAUUAUCGGAGUGUUAUCAAGAGUUGCAGAUUUGUUACACAGACCAAAGAGCAGGUGUAUUGUGUUAUAACUCGUCAGGGGUUGGGUUUUCUCUUGCUGAAAGCAAAACUAGUUCUGGUGGAAUUGCAGUUAUUUCUGUUGAUGGCAGUGGCCAAGGUUGGUUAUUAACUGGAAUUUCAUAUUCAGGCAAAUCCUCGGAAUUAGCGAGAGAUGUCUACUUGUCCAGCGUGAGUUGUUUAGGAGUGGAAAAUUCUGUGAUUGCAUGCAAAGGAUCUGGAUGGAGGAAUGUAAAUCGAACUUACUGUAACCAUGACAACGACGCAGGGGUGUACUGCUACAAAAGUGUGCGAUUGUCCUAUGGAUACCAAAGGGAUAAUGCAACACUCGGCAUCGUUGAAGUCUUCCAGAAGUAUUACUGGACUACUUUAUGCGCGGACAGAUUCGACCAAAAAGACGCUGAUGUCGUCUGCAGACAACUGGGUUACUCAAGAGCAAGGGUCCUACUUCCAGGUCUGUUUGGAAGAUCAGGGAGAUAUGUUUACACGAUAUCCAUAAAUUGCACGGGAAAUGAAACUGACAUCUUGCAGUGUGAGCAUGACACAGGAUAUUGUUCUUCAGAUAACUACGCAUCUCUUCUUUGUACACACGAAGACACCAAUCCACAGCUCAGUGUUAACAUUGAGCACUCCGACAACGGUCGAGUGAUGGUAAGUCAGUUUGACGUCAAAGGAACGGUUUGUCGUAAUGGUUGGGAAAACAUGGCGGCAAUGGUCCUCUGUCGGGAGCACGGCUUCAAAGGAGGAGUUGUUUACAGUUCCUCUGAUGAACUCGCGCGCUAUCAACCCAUUUGGAUUGGAAGUGUCAAGUGUUCAGGUCAAGAAAAGCGUAUAGUUGAUUGUGUGUUUAAUUACUCCGUGUCUCCAGAGUGUGGAUACGAUAGGUCAUCCGCAGGCGUGCUUUGUUAUAACAGUACAGGUAUGAAAAUUCGUCUAGCUGGAGGUUAUAAUGCAAACCAAGGCAGAGUGGAAAUAUCACGUGACUCAGUUUGGGGAACGAUCUGUCACAAUAGAUGGUCAACAAGUGACGCCGAUGUCGUGUGUCGACAGCUUCAUUAUGCAAGUGGAACCUCGUAUCGCGACUCUUAUCAUGGCGCAGGGACCGGGCCCGUCCUGAUGGACAGAGUCAGCUGUUUCGGCUCCGAAAACUCUAUUUUUGAGUGUGCGAAUCUGGGGUGGAAUCAGUCAGCUGACGCCUGCAAAGACCAUUCUCAGGACGCCGGAGUGUACUGUAUGCCAUGGGUGAAAUUAUCCCAACACAAUUACGGAACAGUAUUGGCAUGGAAGAAAAACAAUUAUGGACCAGUUUGCGCCGAUGGAUUUGAUGAGAAUGCAGCACGUGUCGUCUGCAAUGAAUUACAAUACAGCUAUUCGAUCAAGUUCUGCUGUUCAGGCUUAGGACCAGAACCCAAGGAUCUGGAUCUUGCAAUGUCAGAUGUUCACUGUGAUGGGACGGAGAGCGGUUUAAGGCAAUGCAAGAACGAGUAUAUCAAUCCUAGCUGCAGUGAUAAGAACUAUGCCGCAGUUUACUGCACGAAUACUAAUCCAGCACAAAGUACCUUAAGUGUUCACGUGGGGCAAUCAAACAUCGUUGAAGUGACUUACGUAUAUCAACCUGGUCUGCUCAGUGCUGCCGAUUUUACCGACAAAGACGCCUCAGUCAUUUGUCGAGAAAACGGUUUUCUGUCUGGGAAAGCUCUUCGGCAUCUUCGACCAAAGCAUAAAGACCUUUUCUGGCUGAGGAAUGUCUCAUGUCUUGGAAAUGAGAAUAAGUUCAAUGAAUGUCCAAAUGCUGGAAAGAUCGGAGACCUUGGUCGUUUUGAUGAUAGCAUCGCUGCAGCCGUUGCUUGUUCAAAUGCAAAUGAACCACCAAAAACUCAAUUGAGACUCUCAUAUGGGAGUAAACUAAGCGAAGGCCAUGUUCAACUUAACUUGAACGGAGUUUGGGGGUCAUUGUGUGCGGGUAACUUGACGGACGCUGAGGCCAAGGUCAUAUGUAAAUUAAGCGGAUAUAGAGAUGGUGUGGCCCUGCCAGGUGGCUCUUUCGGACAAAAUUACCCUAGGGGUACCCCUUUGAUGGAUUACUUAAACUGUACUGGAGAUGAAAAGCGCCUUAUAGAUUGUGUGGUGUCUUUAUCGUCCAGUCAGUCGCUGUGUCCCCUUCAGACGAUGUCAGCGGUGAAAUGUUACGAAACGGUUCGUCUGACGGGAAGCAGUCGUGUGGAUUAUGGACGUCUUGAACUUUGGAAUGAUGAUGGCUGGUACUCCGUCUGCGAUGAGAAUUUCGAUGAUCAAGAUGCUACUGUCGUCUGCAAAGCCUUGGGUUUUACUCUUGGAAAAGCCCAAUGUUGUUCAGCAGUGGGAAAUAAUGGAACUGUAAACCCCAUACUGUUCUCCAAUUUCUCCUGUACUGGUAACGAGUUCAAUCCCUUUUCUUGUACAUACGAGAAAACUGGCCGGUGUAGAAGUGGGAAGUACGCAUCGGUGCUUUGUUUGCAAACUUCAACAGAAGAAGAUCUGACAAUUCACUUAGAAAGCUUUUAUGGACCAGUUGUGAUUUCAAGAUAUGGCCUCUCGGGAUACGUCUGCAAUAAACUCUUUGACAACUUUGAUGCCACCAUGAUCUGCAAGACAAAAGGAUACCAGACGGGGUACGCAGUGAACGUUUACAAGGACUUCACAUUUCCGAUUGUAAUGGGAAACUUAACAUGUAAUGGCGCCAAUGAAAUCAACAGAUGCACCUUCUCCAAGUUCAGUGAUGAUCAUGGAUGUUCUGAUAGCGAUACAGUUGCAGGCGUGAUUUGUUCUAACACGGAUAAGCUAUUGUUUAAGCUUGAUAGUCAAAUCAAGACGAAGGGUAUCCCAAAAUUAGAAGUUGGAAGCAAUACUCUCUACCUAGAUGAUACUUACUUUGACGAAGCAGCAGUCAAUCUGUUUUGUCUAAAUGCAGGCUUUGCAGGCGGAUCCAGACUUUCUCAGUCCAUAAGUUUGCCGUCAGUUCACAAUAUUGUCACAGAUAUCAGGUGUUCUCCCAAUGCUCCUAGAAUUACACACUGUAAAGGAAACUGGGAUCCAAGGAAAUCCAAGUCUAUACCAAUAUUUGAAAUUUCCUGUUUUCACCAAGCCCGAUUGGAAAACGGUGGUACUUUCUAUGGUGCUGUUGAAUUAUAUAGCAGUAAUUCCUGGGGGACGGUAUGUCCAGAAUCCUUUGGACAGCCUGAAGCAGAUGUUGUCUGUACCACACUUGGAUAUAAACGAAGUUUGCCCAUAUGCUGUUCUCCAUUUGGACCAAUACCAAGCAAACAGUUAUUUACGGAGUUUCAAUGCAGUGGAUCAGAAAAGAACAUUUUGGAAUGUUCGCACACUUUUCAGCGAUCCGGAGUUCAGUGUCGCCGAAACGAAUUGCAGUAUGCUUCUGUUUUGUGUUACAAUGGAAUACUGACUCAAGAUUACAGUAUAAAGAUUAAUGGCGGGAAAUAUUUUGGUGACGUCAAAGUGAGCUACAUGGGUGUAGACGGCCGGAUUUGUCGAGACGGUUGGGAUGAUAAUGACGCCCGAGUUGUAUGUCGACAAAACAAUUAUAUCCGGGGACUAGCUUACAGCCAUUAUGUGGAGGAGGGAAAACAACUCAUUUGGAUUUCUAACGUUCAAUGUCAAGGUCACGAGGGCUCCCUACAGGAGUGUCCUCAUUCCCCAGUGGGAUCUGUAACGGAGUGUAAAUCUCUCCACUACGCUGGAGUUUUCUGCUUCAAUGACCAAGGUAUAUAUUACCGUAUAUCCGGUGGAGACCCCUCGGGUAGAUCAGGAAGGGCAGAGAUAUUUUUCGACGACAAUUGGGGUACUAUGUGUAGCACAAACUGGGGUGAAGAGGAAGCAACUGCCCUUUGUAGACAAAUGGGAUUUCAUGGCGGUGAUCCCAUUGAAGGUCCCUACAAGGUGCCCGGAAAGGGCGUGGUCUAUAAAUCCUCGUAUCAGUGCACUGAUGAAAGCACGAGUCUGACCGACUGCCCUCACAGUGGAUGGCAGGAAGUCGUCGAUGGAGAAUGCGUGGAUCACAGGAAUGAUGCGGGGGUGUUCUGUUAUCAAAAUGUGCGGAUAUAUAACAGCAUAGGUAGAAGCAAAUCAUCUGGACCAGUGUUGCUAUUCCGACAAAAUCAGUGGUACCUGCUGUGCGAUGAUGGUUUCACGGACCAAGGAGCCACUCUGGUGUGCCAGGAACUGGGUUUCCCCUAUGGCUAUGCUUCUUGCUGCUCCACCGACGGACCACUAAGUUAUCCAAUCUGGAUGAACCACACUCUGGAUUGUGCCUCGGGAACACAUGUGGAAGAAUGUCUUCAAAGGAAGACUUGUGCUAGAAAGAGUUAUGCCUCUGUAACUUGCACUCAUCUACCAAGGCCAAAACCCGACACCUCACCAAAGCCAGACGCUCCUUUACCUUCAAAGGCAGACGACAACAAAACAGUUGUGGCCGUAAUCUCCGCAAUUGCUGGAUUUUUGUUGUUUGUAGUAAUUGUCAUAAUUGUGAUAAAGUGCCGUCAAUCAAAGAAAAAAGACACAGGUAGUGACGUGCAUGGCUCGUUUAGGGAAGGUGUGUUGAACAAGUCACAUGACGGAUCUAUCCACGCCCAGAAUCCACUCCACGACCUUUAUGACUCUGCUGACGUCAGAAUACAAAAUGACAGCGUUCAGUAUCACAAUCAUGGUGAAGACAGGAACCCAGCACUAGCUUUCUCUAACAUCAACUACAAUACAAUUCAUUUUUCACCAGAGCAGACAGAUAGUGACUUUGACACAAGUGAUGACCACAUCGUUGAACAUAAAGACACCAAGCCUCUCGGUAUUAAAUCUGAAAUUGAGGACUCAUCAUAUGCAGUAAUGAGACCGAAUUUUUCGGCAUCUGAUUUACAUGUGUAUGAUAACCAACAGAACAAAACCUACCAUAAUUGUGUGACAAUAGAAAAUGCCCCAGAGGAUCGCCCGACUCCCCACUUUACCCGAUCCCUAUCAGAAUGUAGAGAAAUAGCUCCUCCAGAAUGAUAGUUUGUGUUACCGUUUUUAAAAGUCCUAUGUUUGUCAAUUAGUCUUCCAUAUUGAAUCAGGAUUAUUAAUACGGGCUUUAAAUCAUAUGGGUGUAGAUUAUGUAUCCUUCUACCUCAUUUCAUACAGGGUAUUCCAAAACACUUUCAUUUUCAAAUUAUGGUUACAUAACCAUUUUAUGACUUCUGUUCAUUCCAAAGUAUAUACAGGAAUGUUGUACCUUUGCUUCAAAUGUUAUAUUUACUGAUUGUUUAAAUUGAAA
Messenger RNA from Saccostrea cuccullata (small rock oyster), 6600 nucleotides. RefSeq names its product deleted in malignant brain tumors 1 protein-like. NCBI's taxonomy places the organism in Eukaryota, Metazoa, Mollusca, Bivalvia, Ostreida, Ostreidae. Gene Ontology annotation, molecular function: RNA binding. The record is from RefSeq and is a predicted model, not a curated record. Bases 66 to 6338 code for a protein of 2090 amino acids. Gene Ontology annotation, cellular component: membrane. The transcript is spliced from 24 exons.